Messenger RNA from Trametes versicolor FP-101664 SS1, 468 nucleotides. RefSeq lists its product as uncharacterized. The transcript has 4 exons. Lineage: Eukaryota; Fungi; Basidiomycota; Agaricomycetes; Polyporales; Polyporaceae. Bases 1 to 468 code for a protein of 155 amino acids. The record is from RefSeq and is a predicted model, not a curated record.
AUGUAUCGCCCAAACGACGUGUCCGGGUGGCGAGACUGCGCGCAGACCGUGUUCGUGCAGUCUCGGAAGAGGGGCGUGUACCAGUAUGUGGGUGAAUACGCGCUGUCGCGCGCGCCGCCACUCUCCGUGGCAGAGUUCAAGACGUGGACGCCUAAGGUGGGGUUUCCAUUUUUGAAGAAGACGUGGGCGACGUGCAUCUGCGAUCGCGCCAAGUUCCACGAGAUAUGGGCGAGAGUCGUCCUGCGCGACCGCUUCGGCCGGGCACCAACAGCACAGGAGAUGAAGACCGAGAUCGAGGCUCGUACGGCAAGGCAGAUGGCUACUCGGGAUGCUGUUGGCUCAAGCAAAGAAAAGAGGAAGUCGAUUUAUGAUCCCACAGACGUCGAGAAGAUCGUCAAGGCGUACGAGGACGGCGACGAGGAAAUGGGCGUGUGGAACAUGGAUCUUGCAGGCUCCACCGAUACGUAA